This is a messenger RNA of Carassius carassius (crucian carp), 1053 nucleotides long. It is a transcript of the gene chchd6b, whose product is annotated as coiled-coil-helix-coiled-coil-helix domain containing 6b. The transcript has 8 exons. NCBI's taxonomy places the organism in Eukaryota, Metazoa, Chordata, Actinopteri, Cypriniformes, Cyprinidae. Bases 118 to 801 code for a protein of 227 amino acids. Gene Ontology annotation, cellular component: mitochondrion; MICOS complex. The record is from RefSeq and is a predicted model, not a curated record. Gene Ontology annotation, biological process: inner mitochondrial membrane organization.
AAGCCGUAAUAGGAUGUUUGAUGAUUUUAUGCGCACGUAGCGGGACACAGUGACCCUGAAGUCACUCGGGGUGAUUAUAUUUCUCUCGUCGGGCUGUUUGUGGUUAUUUCAGGGCUGAUGGGGGCCGCGGACAGCAAGAGUAAAUCAGUGUCGUACGGACUGGACGAACAGGACAAUGUCACGGUCAUUCACGGAGUUAAGUUGUCUGGUGAUGUUCUUCAGCGGAUGCGGGAGUCUGGACCACCAUCAUCAUCAUCAUCAUCAUCGCCCAGAGCAGAGAGUGCCAAACCUGAUCCAGGGCCCUCCAGAUCAUCAUCAGAGACACAGGAGGAGCUCAGAAGACGGUUCGAGCGUGAGCAGGCUCUGGUUCAGGAAGAGUUGGCCCGGAUCAGUCGUAGAGAGAGAGAGAUGAUAGGAGACGAUAUGAACCCAGUGGGGCUGAGAGAGACAGCAAAGACACGGCAGGAACUAGACAACACACACAACCUGGCCCGACAGCUGAAGAAGAAAGAAGAUGAGCUGAAACAUCUGGAACAGUUUUACAAGGAGCAGCUACAACUGAUGGAGAAGAAGAACGCUGAGCUCUAUCGGCAGACUGCACACAUGUACGAGCAGCAGGCGCUUCAAACACAGGCCACUGUUACGCCUCGUCCCGUCAGUCCCGUCUGCUCUGAGCUGCAGUCGCAGGUGUUGAGCUGCUACAGACUGAACAUACAGCAGACGCUGCGCUGCUCACAGCUGGCCAAAGACUACAUCAACUGCAUCAACUCCUCCAAGAAGAACUUGGUGAACCACGGAUGAAGAUGAUGAUGAUGAUGCUGAAGAAGAGGAACAGCGUUAGAGGACGAUUGUGUGUGUGUGUGUGUGUGUGUGUGUGUGUUGAGCUGAUCUUCAUUUACUGUGAGCAAAUAAAGUCUCAUCAGCGUCUGUUUCUCUCUUCAGUCUCUCAUUACUCUGUCAUCUUUCAGUGUUCUUCAGUCUGAAGCUCGAUCCACUCUGAUGAAUAUGAUUAAACUCAACCAUAACGGAGAUAAUAAACAUCUUUGUCCACUG